CGGCUGGAUCUUUGUUGAGGUGUCGUGUUGUUGUUAAACCUUGUUAUUAUCUAACAAUUUCUAGAUUAUACCACAAGAGUCACUGGACGAAGUAAAAACGGCAGCAAUUAAAUUCGAUUUUUUUUCUGUGAAUCUUAAGGGGGCGGGGCUGUAGCUGGGAAAAAGUGUGCUGAAGUUUCACGACAGUGUUGUGCACAUAACGUCACGUCUGUAUAAUAUUCGUGACUCCUGAAUUAUUUUUUACAUUAGUCAGUGUUUUGUUUCGUCUUUCUCUUGCUUUGUGAGGGAUGUCCUGCUCAUCUAUCGGUCGGCGACUGGUCGCAUGUCUCCUGAACAUCUCAGAGGCGCGGAGACCAGACCUGGUGGAGACGGUGGCCAGGUCAGCCAUUACUGACACACAGGGAAGAAAGCGCGAGGGCGUCACAGUGCUGAACAUCUUCAAUGAUUUUGACUACAACCGCUCUGUCAUCACUAUUGUUGCAAGUAUUGAUCUAAUAAGAGAGGCUGUAUUGUCAGUCUGUGAACAUGCAUGCUCUGUCAUUGACAUGAAUGCUCAUGAAGGCGUCCACCCGUGUAUGGGUGCUGUGGAUUUGGUGCCUCUUUAUCCGCUGGGGAAGGAGGUUGGCCUAGAGGACUGUGGACAAGAGGCCAAAGCACUUGCCAUAGCUCUGACUGAACGAGUGGUAGGUACCAGUGCCUUUUUGUUCGGCUGGGGUGAUUCUCCUCAGCAUCGAGGUCUGGCUCAGAGGAGGAAAGAGCUUGGCUGGUUCAGAAAAGUCCAGGAUAUAUCAACUAUCCAACCAGAUGUAGGUCAACAGCCCACCAGAAGAUAUGGAAUUACAGGUGUUGGUGCCAGCCCAUAUGUUAUGAAUUGCAACGUGACUAUAGAUACUCAGGAUCUGUCCUUGGGGCGUUUUGUGGCUUCAGCAAUCCGUGAAUCCAAUCCAAAUGGUAUUCCUGGGGUGCAAGUUGUAGCUUUGCCACAUGAAGGUGCUGUGGAGAUUGCUUGCAACGUGGAGAGCGUUAAGGAUAGUUUUACAUCCUUAUCUUGUGGACAAGAGCCAUGGCCAGGCUUCACUAUUAAAGGGCAACAUUUUUACCAUGCUCCAGCCUCGCUAAUCACAGCUCGAGUGGCAGAGCUGGCUGCGUACUAUGGUGUGGCAGUCAAGGGUACAGCCCUGGUGGGCUUUACCCCGUGUGAGUGCUGGUCAUUGGCAGAGGAUGCACUCUCAAAGGGCAUUGGAGAGUACUGGAAAGAGCUGCACCGUGUGCAUAUGUAAUAAUAAAGCCAUAAACACAUCAUUGGC
This is a messenger RNA of Misgurnus anguillicaudatus (oriental weatherfish), 1307 nucleotides long. It is a transcript of the gene ftcdnl1, whose product is annotated as formiminotransferase cyclodeaminase N-terminal like 1. NCBI's taxonomy places the organism in Eukaryota, Metazoa, Chordata, Actinopteri, Cypriniformes, Cobitidae. Gene Ontology annotation, molecular function: transferase activity; folic acid binding. The record is from RefSeq and is a predicted model, not a curated record.